AUGCUCUGGGCCUUGUUAAUCAUCGCAGCCACGGCCGGGGCCGGUGUGCUGGGACAUGCCAAUCCUUACUAUGCGCAAGCUGUCAAGUUGAUGGAAGAAAGCCCUCUGAUAGACACACACAUCGACCUUCCUCAGGUCAUUCGAUCCUUGAAUCGCAGGCCACUGGAUGGCGUUCCGCAGCUUGCAGGAACUCUCCCAGGCCAUGUAGACAUCCCCAGACUGCGAGAAGGCAGGCUUGGCGGCGCGUUUUGGACUGUGUGGGCACCAUGUCCUGACACCCAGGGAGAAGAUCCCGGAGACGAUUUCAACUCACCGACAAAUAGCCUUCGAGAUUCGCUGGAAAUAUUUGAUCUGAUCCAGAACAUGAUCCUCAGACAUCCGGAACAUCUGCAAUAUGCACACUCGUCAGCGGACAUCAAGGCGGCUUUUUCUGCCGGCAAGAUCGCUUCGCUCUUGGGCAUGGAAGGAACUCAUCUGCUUGGCAACUCGUUGAGUGUCUUGCGAGUGUUCGCCCAGCUCGGCGUUCGCUACCUGACUCUUACGCACAGCUGUCACAGCUCUUUUGCUUCCUCUGCUGGGUAUGGACAUCCAGGACUUGUCCCAGUACAUACCGACAACGGCUUGACGGAUCUGGGAAGAGAAUUGAUUAAGGAGCUGAACCGCCUAGGUAUCAUGUUGGACCUCUCCCACACCACUGUCGAAACAAUGAAGCAAGUUCUCGCCAUCACAAAGGCGCCCGUUGUCUGGACACACGCCGGGGCGCGGGAGCUGUGCGAUCAUCCGCGCAAUGUGCCGGAUGAGGUUCUUCGAAUGAUUGGAGAUGAGCCGAACAAGAACCCCGGCGUAAUCCAGUCCAUCUUCUAUCCGCAUUUUAUCAGCUCCGGUCCGUCGGCGAAUAUAAGUGGUGUGGCGGAUCACAUCGAAUACAUUGCUUCUAUUGCAGGAAAGAAGCAUGUCGGCAUCGCCUCGGACUUUGAUGGAAUGUAUGCUACUGUUGACGGUCUGGAAGAUGCCAGCAAGUAUCCCUACUUGGUCGCGGAGCUCCUUUCGCGAGGCUGGACCGAAGCAGAGAUGCGGGAUGUAAUGGGGGGAAACUUGAUGCGAGCCAUGGACGAAGUCGACGCCGUCAAGGAACAAUUGAAGGACGAACUUCCAUCGUCAGCCGUGUGGGAAAAGAGAACCGAUCUUCCUGCAACGGGUUGGGGAAUGGUUGGCAACGUAUCAUUUUUCCCUACCGAGGUCAAGAAGGUGAUUGACAACAUGUAUUUGCGGCAUGAUGAGCUGUGA
This is a messenger RNA of Fonsecaea erecta, 1287 nucleotides long. RefSeq lists its product as hypothetical. The record is from RefSeq and is a predicted model, not a curated record. The coding region runs from base 1 to 1287 and encodes 428 amino acids. Gene Ontology annotation, molecular function: metallodipeptidase activity. NCBI's taxonomy places the organism in Eukaryota, Fungi, Ascomycota, Eurotiomycetes, Chaetothyriales, Herpotrichiellaceae. The transcript is spliced from 3 exons. Gene Ontology annotation, biological process: proteolysis.